Molecule: messenger RNA, 1408 nt
Organism: Eruca vesicaria subsp. sativa (arugula)
Lineage: Eukaryota; Viridiplantae; Streptophyta; Magnoliopsida; Brassicales; Brassicaceae
Source: the annotation of a GenBank genome assembly
AUGGAUGAUCCAUCAACCAUCGCUCGCAAGACAUGGGAGCUGGAGAACAACAUCCUAACGGUGGAGCAACCCGAUUCAUCCUCCUCCUCGGACGGCAUCUUCUACUACGACGAAGCUUCCCAGACCAAAAUCCAGCAGGAGAAGCCAUGGGCCACCGAUCCCAACUACUUCAAGCGCGUCCAAAUCUCCGCCCUCGCGCUCCUCAAGAUGGUUGUCCACGCGCGCUCCGGCGGCACGAUCGAGAUCAUGGGUCUUAUGCAGGGGAAGACCGAUGGCGAUACCAUCAUCGUUAUGGACGCUUUCGCCUUGCCUGUUGAAGGCACUGAGACUAGGGUUAAUGCCCAGGCUGAUGCUUAUGAGUAUAUGGUUGAGUACUCUCAGACCAACAAGCUGGCGGGGAGGUUGGAGAAUGUUGUGGGAUGGUAUCACUCUCACCCUGGGUAUGGAUGCUGGCUCUCGGGUAUUGAUGUCUCGACGCAGAUGCUUAACCAACAGUAUCAGGAGCCUUUCUUGGCUGUUGUUAUUGAUCCGACGAGGACUGUUUCUGCUGGUAAGGUUGAGAUUGGGGCCUUCAGGACUUAUCCGGAGGGGCAUAAGAUUUCUGAUGAUCAUGUUUCUGAGUAUCAGACUAUCCCUUUGAACAAGAUUGAGGACUUUGGUGUUCAUUGCAAACAGUACUAUUCGUUGGACAUCACUUACUUCAAGUCAUCUCUUGAUAGCCACCUUCUGGAUCUCCUUUGGAACAAGUACUGGGUGAACACUCUUUCUUCUUCCCCACUUUUGGGCAAUGGAGACUAUGUUGCUGGACAGAUAUCAGACUUGGCUGAGAAGCUUGAGCAAGCCGAGAGUCAGCUGGCGCACUCCCGUUUUGGAGGAGUACCGGCCAGUCUUCACAGGAAGAAAGAGGAUGAGCCUCCACUCGCCAAGAUAACUCGGGAUAGCGCAAAGAUAACUGUGGAGCAGGUCCAUGGAUUAAUGUCACAGGUUAUCAAAGACAUAUUGUUCAACUCAGCACGUCAGUCCGACAAAACUCCCAGCGACCCGUCAGAUCCUGAGCCGAUGAUUACAUCUUGAAGUUGGUGUUCUUUUGUUUUUGUCUUGUCUUGUCUUAUGCAAGCGCAAUUGACUCUGGAUUAUCUUGGUUUAUGAGGCAAAUAUGCACACUGUUUUCCGUAUAAUCUCCCUCCAGUGUAGCUUUUAUUAAAUGACAUUAACAUGACAGCAUCAGUCAUCGUGUAGCUUCCUUGAGAACUAUCUUGAAAUUGAUAUUGUUCGACAAUAUGAAGGUUUGCUGGAAAGAGGAAACAAUGCUAAUUCCAGAAACAUGUGAGAUGUCUUAAUUUUCAACACUGGUAGUUUAGUUAAAAAUCAUACUCCAAACCCAUUUUCACUUAACUUCGAAAAUAUA